Messenger RNA from Aphis gossypii (cotton aphid), 1905 nucleotides. Its product is annotated as guanine nucleotide exchange factor for Rab-3A-like. NCBI's taxonomy places the organism in Eukaryota, Metazoa, Arthropoda, Insecta, Hemiptera, Aphididae. Gene Ontology annotation, biological process: exocytosis. The coding region runs from base 570 to 1844 and encodes 424 amino acids. The record is from RefSeq and is a predicted model, not a curated record. The transcript is spliced from 8 exons. Gene Ontology annotation, molecular function: guanyl-nucleotide exchange factor activity. Gene Ontology annotation, cellular component: Golgi to plasma membrane transport vesicle.
CGGCCCCCGCAACUGUGGCUAUUAUUAUGGUCCUCUGUAUUUUUGGCGCUUGACAUAUGUUUCACCGGAUUCGUUUCCGUCUUGUCGCCGAGUGUUUAAAUUACAUGUUUAUAUUAAUCGCAAUUGUAAUAAAAUAUGUAUAACGUACACCGUUUUCGUCAAACGUCAUAUUUUGUCGUCGUCCGCAGUAAAUGAUUCACAUAAACGGUGAAAGUAGUGCGGACUGCGGACGCAUGACACUUAUGUACAUAUCGCUUUCUACGCGGCAAACGUUUUAAUAAUAAUAUUAUUAUUCUAAUUUGCUCUGACUUUGGUCCUGGACAUUCGACGACCAAAAAUAAAUAGUCCGAAAAAACGUUUUUUGGCUUACCCGAGAUCUUAGUUUUACUUUUCGCGAUCUAUUUUAACUACGAUAAUUUAUCAUAACACGCUUUUAUAGCACACGUUUUAUUUUUAGAAUUUUGACUUUGUGUGUUUGCUCACACAGCCAACUCUCUGACCAGAUGUACGGGAUAAUAUAAACAGAUCUUAGCAUAUGUUUAUACAAAAUAAUCAAAUAGUAUUUUGUAAUGAACACGUUAUCGGAUUCUGAUGUCAUUGACAAAUCUCUCCAUGUUCCUGAAACUACCCAAAUGGCUAAUGAUAAUGAGUUGAUACUAUCGCCAAAAAAACAUCUGGUUUGCUUUGCUACUGUCAAAGGAGAUUGUUUAGUGACAAAAAACGGUGCAUCGUAUGCUGGGAUUAAGGAGUGUCUACUCAGUGAACGAAUGGUUGAUAAAGACGAACCAACUGAAACUCAAAUUAUAGACUCUGCAGUCCCCGACCCUGAUACUGAUAGUGGAAUGGAAUCUUCAGCAUCUAGCUGGGAUAGAUCAGUUAAUGAAGUAAAAGAACAUGCAUUUGCAAGGCUUGAGGAAGAAUUAAAAAAAGCCAAUGAAACAUUAAAACUUAGAGAUGAAGAAGUAUCACGUUUAAGUAGAAUACGUGCUGAUGUUGAAUCAGAAUUAGAAGAAUUGACUGCUAGUCUAUUUCAAGAAGCUCAUAAUAUGGUAAAAGAAGCAAAUUUACGCCAGGCAGCUGCAACAAGAGCAUUAAAAGAAUCUUCAAUGAAAGUUGAUGUUUUAUCUGCAGAAGUGGCAGCAUUAAAAACUCUAGUACUAACUUCUACACCAAGUCAUCCUAAUUUAUCAAGAGAAGACAGUAUCUCGAUGCCAGGAGGACUAAGUGGAGUUGGACUAUUUUAUCGUAAACAUAAGAGAUCUCCUUCGCACAAUAACCUAAAGUACGGCCGAGAAAAUUCUCCUCCGGAUUCACCGCUAAAGCAAAAGUCUAACCAAGCAGUAACAGACCCAGAAACUUUAGAUAUAUCUAAUAGUGCUGAGAUUGAUCCAAAUGUGCAUCGUGAAUUUGUGCAUUGGAUGAAAUCUCCUACUUUAGAUAAAUCUGAUGCCUUCAUAAGUAGAAUAUACAGAGAAGAUAUCGAUCAAUGUCUAGAAUUUAAUAAUUCAACGUUGGCAAUGGAUGUUAGAAAUGCAAUAGAAUCUGGGAAUCUUUUUAUUGAGUCUAUGGACAAGUCAAAAUCUCAUUUUCCAAAAAAAUGUGCUCUAAUGGAAUUGCCAUUGCUAUGUCUCUAUAGAAUGAAUUUAGGUGGAUCAGAUAGCGAAUGCUAUUGUAUAUCACAAAUUUGUCGAAAUAGAAUUACUGCUGUAUGUGAUUUCCUCAACUAUCUCAGAUACAUUCAAAGAGGCUUGGUCAAAAGUUUAGAAAACGAUAUGUACUGGGAAAUCGUAAGACUGCGAAAACAAAUGAUGUUGGCUAAGUUGGGUCUAGCUUUGACGUCAUAGUAUUUUUAAUAUAAGCAAUUAAAAAAAAAAAAAAUGUGCUGGUUUAAAAAAAAAAACCAAA